Molecule: messenger RNA, 2228 nt
Organism: Papaver somniferum (opium poppy)
Lineage: Eukaryota; Viridiplantae; Streptophyta; Magnoliopsida; Ranunculales; Papaveraceae
Product: E3 ubiquitin-protein ligase SP1-like
Exons: 3
Coding region: 1595-1849 (84 amino acids)
Source: RefSeq, a predicted model, not a curated record
AACCUUAGUGUAAUUUGUAACUCUCUUGUUUCUUAAUGAAGGGUGGUGUUUCUUACCAAAAAAAAAAAAUGAAAACCACAAAUUUUAGACUUUUGUGCAGAAGUCUCUUUCAUGUAUCCGAUCAUAAAAACAAAAUCUUAUUGGAACGUUCAUAAUUGUACUCGCUCAAUAAUAUGAUGGAUGUAUAUAUAAAUAUGAGUGAUGGAGGUAAGAUAUUUCAUUAUCUGUGCACAACACAUUCUAUGAAUCUGAGUGAACCUAAUCUGAGUGAAUUAGGGUUUUCAAAAUUAAUUAGAAAUUCAAAUAGGGAUGGAUGUUGAGAAAUUAAAGGAUGGGUUUGCAUGAUUUGAAGACCUGAAUUAAGAUUUGAACUCGAGCAAGGGAAAAGAGGAUUUAAGGUUGUAUUUUAAGGUUUCUGAGAAUUAGUGAUGGUGAUGAAGAAUUUUUUAGGUGUUGGUUGAAUUGAAAUGAGAAAUUGUUGAUGGUCUUGAGAUGGGUAGCUGAAUCGAAUCAAAGUGAAGCAGCAAUUGAUAUCAAUUGCUUGAGUGGAACUAAUUUGAGGUAAUGGUUUUUCUUGGUUAACUGAGUAAAGUUAUAUAUAUUCAGUUCUGAGUUUACAUGAAUUGUUAAUGGAGUUGUAGUUGUAGUUAAGUUUGUGAUUGAAUUCAAGGGAUUGGUACAUAUUGGAGAUGGAACAAGAAUUGAGUUUUGAAAUUUGGUUUGCAUCAACAGUUGAGAGUAAGGGCUUGAUAGUGUUAGUCAGCUGCACUGAAAUGGCAAUGAGUUGCAGGUGGGCGUUUACAAGAUAUGAAUAUAUUGUUAUUGCAAUAAUGGAAAUGAUUGAGACUAAGAGAGUGAUACAGAGACUGUAAUGGAGAUGCAAGCUGAGAUGAUAUUGAGACAUGAGCCAGUUCUGCUGGUGUUGGUUUUGUUUGUGAGAUGAUGGGACUAUACUGGGUUGCAGAUGAAGUUAAUUGUGCUGGUAAGAACUCGAUUUGAAUGUGUAGAGGGUCAUUUAGUAAGCAAAUAUAAUAUUGCAGUUAAGAGUGGACUGAUUGUUUUAGAAGCGUAAGAUGAACUUAGUAAUAGUACUAUAAUGGUGGUGCUGCUAAUGCAGGAAAGAGGUCUGAGCAUUCAGUAGUAGACCAGAAGGUAGUUCAGCUCAAAUUGGUGAACAUGUGUAACUUAUUUGUUUUACUGCCGAACUAAAUUUGAAUAGGUUUUCAAAUCUGAAACAAAUACUAAAGUUAGUAUUACACAUGGUAAAACACUGUCUUUGGGGUUUAUCUACUGGCUAAGCAUGUUAUUCAGUAUAUCCUGCAAUGAAUACGUCGUUGGGAUUUGCAGAAACGGUAAAGUUUUCAUUUUUUUUACUUAUUAUACUUGCAAGGCAACUUAAACCUUAAUUUUUUGAAGCUUGGUAGAUUGGUUCAAAUUUUAGAUUCUCUAACUAAAUAUGCAAUCAUAUUUCGCUUGGUAACUAUAUUAAAAUUGACAAUAUUGGAAAGCCUGAAGGGCAGUUAAUUGCUGAAACAUGAAUUGGUUUUAGUGUUUUACUAAUAUUUUAUUGACUGAGCUGCAUAAGUUGAGCAAUAUGGCUCAGUUACUCAAUGUUAAAACCAUUUUCUUAUUGAAACGGGGUUGUUCUACUUUAAGGCUUCUUGCUGCCACUGCUGUGCGAAGGUUACAGCCGGAUAAUGAAGACUCAAAUGGAAAGACAGAAACUGAAAAAUCAAAGAAGGAUUGUCUCAUGCCAGAUCUGUGUGUCAUAUGCUUGGAACAGGAGUACAAUGUUGUUUUUGUUCCGUGUGGUCAUAUGUGCUGCUGUACAACAUGCUAUCUCGCAUAACCAGUUGCCCACUCGGCUGGGUAUCAAACAGGUGGUAAGAACUUUCCGCCAUUAAUAGAAGCUUGGAGGAUUCAGACCGACCAGGCCACAUGGCAAGGGACAAGAAGUUGAGUUCCUUGAUGUUGUAUUACUUUUUACAAGUUCCGGUGAAUUUUCCAAAAUAAAUUCAGUGAUCCAAAACAAAAAUUGCUAUAGAGGUUAAUUUGGUUCUUUAGUUGGAAAUACCAUAUGUACAUGUUUUCCUUGUAAAAUUGGAAUUGCUCAACUUAGGAGUGGUUCCUACUGUCAAGCUGUCUAUCUAUCUAUUUCAUAUUGAUGAUUGUUAUUCCCUUUGUCUUUGCAUCUCUCUGUGGUUGAUAUUAUUUUUGGCACUGCAAUU